Molecule: messenger RNA, 1141 nt
Organism: Pelagomonas calceolata
Lineage: Eukaryota; Pelagophyceae; Pelagomonadales; Pelagomonadaceae
Source: the annotation of a GenBank genome assembly
CUGCUCCGAGUCGACGCCGUCGACGCGACUUCCUAGAUGAGGGUUAGUAUUAAAACAGGGCACAACUGGAUUUCGUCAGCUGCUUUAGAUGCCCUCCGGGAAGUAGAAGCCGGCCUUCGUCACGAACUCGGGCUUGCCGCCGCCGAGCAUGGCGAGGACGCCGACGUCGCCCGCGCCCGACGACUUGGCCGCGAGGCCGAUGAUGCCGAGCAUCGCGAGGCGGCAGUGCUUGAUCUCCUGGAGCUGCUUCUCGGCGUACUCCUCGGGCGUGUAGUCGAAGCCGAACGGGUUCCAGCGGCCCGGGCCCUGGCCGAGGCUGAGGUCGCCGGGCACGUAGGCCGGGUCCUUGAGCUUGUUCACGCGGUAGACUUCGAGCGAGGCCAUGAACGCCAGGAUCUGGUACCAGCCGGCGUUCGGGAUCGCGUCGACGGCCUCGAACGGGUUCAUCUUGCCGAAGGCGCCGUCCUUGCCCGGGAAGUGGGCGAUCUCCGGGAAGACCCAGCCCAGGCACGCGAGCUGGGCGAUGCGGCCGUGCAUGAGCUCGGCCUCGCGGAAGAUCUUGAGCGAGCCGUCGCCCUCGUCCCCCUGCCACCACGCGCCCGGCGCGUACUUCGAGAAGCCGAGCGGGUCGAAGCCCACGUCGCCCACCAACGAGCCGUCGAGGUUCGUCGUCGUGAACGGGAGCGCGACCGACGGGUAGGCGCCGCCGCUCGACUUCUGCGGCGCCGCGGGCGCCGCCGGCUUCGGCGCCGACUUCUUCUUGAGGAUGUCGCCGAAGUUGAAGGCCGCGGCCGGCGCCAGCGCGAGGGCGAUGCAGGCCUUGGACAGCAUGGUGACCUGCGCGGGACGCGGUGAGUGCGCAUUGCGGCCUCGGCAGUUAUCGCAAGGUCGGCGGCAGCGUAGGGCGGGUGAGAGCGAUCGACAGUCGCAUCGAUGGCGUUUAUAGCCCCGCGACGGGCCCGGUUCAGCCUCGGCUUUGGUGUUGCACUCCUUUGGUGCUGUCUACCGCGCUCGCAUCCGCUCGAAACGGCCAGCCGGCAGUUGUAUGGCAACGUUAGGCUACAGAAAAGUUUUCCACGCGGUCGGCAACUUGACAGGUGUACGCUUUCAACCUGCUGAUGUGUCAAGCGCGAGUCUGGGC